CCAUGAAAGAGUAAUUCUAUUUUGGAUAAUUCAAAAAUUCAAUUUCAUAUGUAUUGUUAUAUAUAUGUGCAUAUUUAAAGAAAGUUUUAAGAUAUUUGAAUCAAAAGCUGAUUUCAGUAAUUUCAUUGGAUUGUGGUAUGUAAUGAUAAAAUAAUGUUCAGCAGUAUUAGAAUCCAGAAGUGUUAAUGAUCAAUGUACUUAUAUUGCAUCACUAAUUUGAUAUAUGCAUGGUUGAAGUUACAGGAGAUCCUAAUUAAUUACUAAAAUAAAAAAAAUAAAAAAAAUUACCUUAACUUUGCUAUCUACUCUUAUAUGCAUGUUUGGUAAAUGUAUAUGUAAAUUAUCAGAGAGAGUGCUAAGUGUUUGUGUAAAAUAAUGUAGAUCUCAAUAACAUUAAAAUAGAAAUAGCAGAUUGUAAGGUAAUGCAACAUAAGUAACUAUAUUUCUUCAUCCAUGUCAAAGCUUAAAGGUAGAUCUAACAUUGGUAUGGCAACUUCUCUAGCUUCUGCUCUGCCCACAUUUAGUGGCAACUUAUCUGAAAAUGUAAAUUUCUUUCUUGAUCAAAUAAAUAGUGUUGCUAAAUUAGAAAAAUGGUCAGAUGAAAAGAAAAUAAUCAUUCUGAAAAUAAACUGUAGGGAUAAAGCUCUAGAUUUCCUAAUUAAUGAUCCAAGAGUGGCUAAGGAAAAUAAAUUUGAAAAUUUAGAAAAAUUAUUAAAGAAUAAAUUUGCACGAGUUGAAUCCUUUCAGGACAUUCUACAGCAAUUCUCAAACAUUUCUCAAAAGUGUAACCAAUCUGUUAGGGAAUUAGCUGACGAGAUUACUACAACAGCGACAAAAUACAUAAAUGAAGAUUCGGUUGAGGAUUCUAGUUUACAUAAAUUAAAAGAGAAAAUGAAGCUCACUAAAUUUCUUGAGGCCCUCAGAACAGACAUUAGGAUUGAAGUUAAGAAAUUGGGUCCAUCUUCCUUUGAUAAGGCUGUAGAAUUGGCAAGUAAUAUAGAAAAUGCAUUGAAUGAUGAGAAAACAUAUUUGAACAGUAUAAAUGUUGAGCAAAAUUUAGAGAUUAAUAAUCUUCUCAAAGAAAGACUUGAACAGAAUACAAAAUAAGCCUAUAAACACAUCUUAUACAAGAAUAAAUCACAAUGCUUCUACAUCUCAAAAUUCUAGCAACUUUAAUAGUGUAUCUUGUCAUAUAUGUAGCAAAAGACACUUAACAACAGAUUGUUGGUAUUUUCCUAGGCAAGACCAGCAUAAUUUUAGAAACAACACAUUCAGGGGACACAGACAAUUUCGAAACACUUGGCGGAGGAACUAUCAUCCUUACAGAAAUAAUAGUCAAUACAAAAAAGGUCAGAAUAAGCAUUUAAACUAGCUAAGGAUUCUUGCCAGAUAUAUUACAACAAAAAUUUUAGACCCCUUGCA
Messenger RNA from Stegodyphus dumicola, 1422 nucleotides. RefSeq lists its product as uncharacterized. The record is from RefSeq and is a predicted model, not a curated record. NCBI's taxonomy places the organism in Eukaryota, Metazoa, Arthropoda, Arachnida, Araneae, Eresidae.